AUGAGCUCCAUUUCUGGCAGUUCUCACCGCAACAAUUACGGGUAUCAACAGUUUAAUAUGCCUUUGCGAGGUAUGGUUUUUAAUUUUACUUUCUUGUUUUUUAGGACUUACAGGGUCGGGCGGGCACUUUUUGGUCUGGGGCGGGGGUCAAAAAAAUUUUUUUUCCGAAAAUCCAAAGGGGGACCACGUUCAACUUUUUUAAAAAAUUUUUUUGAUAAAAUGCUGUUUAAAAAUUUUUUAGAAUUGGAAAAGUUUUUUUUCAAUUUUCAGAAGAAACCUCUUCUCAAUAUUCAAACAUGUAUGAUGAUGAUUCAGACCUGGAGCAAAUGGUCAGCAAAUUUAUGGCUAAUAGCCAGUCAGCUCAUGCCGAUUUGGCUCAAAUGGUAAGUCUUUCAUUUUUUGUCACCCUACCCUUACAUUAUCUUACUUUUACUUUACAUUGCCUUACCACUACUUUAGCCCCACCAAUAUCAAUUUUAUUUUGACGUCCUAAAGCCAUACCAAAAAGUAUAAGUGUCCCUAUUUCUGACUAUCCAUUACCAUAAUCAUGUAAUUGUAAAUAUGAAUAUACAUUUUGUCAGAGCAACAAAAACAAGCCCAAGAACGAAGAGGAGAGCGAUUACGAAGACGAAGAGGAAUUGGACAGUGAUGAAGAGUUCUACGUCCACAAAAGUCUGUUGCCAAUGAGGAAGUCCCAAUCCUCGACAGCCGGCUUUCUUCGCCAGCUCAAUUCCUACAACAACCAGAUGGAGAAGGAGCGACGGAAAAGGGUAUGGUUUUAUUUUUUAAGUCCAAAAUUUCUUUUAAUUCGAAAUUUUUUUUUAUUUUUAAAAUUUUUGGUCUAUGGUUGAAAAUAAGAAUAUGAUUUUGAAUAAGAGAUGUGAUUUUUGUAAAGCUUUUGGGUGAGGAGGUAAUGGUGAAGAAAGUGCAUUUUUUUAAUCAACAGGGGGAGGGGGAACUACGGUCAACUUUUAAAAAAAAUUUUUUAAUUUGAAAAUUUUUGAUUUUUGGGUGAUAUACGAAGGUGUAAGGGCCGUAUCUUUUCAAAAUUGAAUUUAAGGGGGGGGGGUGGGGGGAUACAAAACAAUUUUUUUAACUGUAAAAAGGUCAUUUUAGUUAGAAAAAUUGUACAGUGGAACUCCUGUAUAACGUAUCGUUCGGGAACUUGAAAUUUGUACGUUAUAAAUGAGUUUCGUUAUACAGGAGUUUAGAUGCACUGUGUAGUAGUAGACGGAAGUUGUUUUGUUAUACGGGAUUUUCGUUAUAGAGGAAUUCGUUACAGGUAUUCCACUGUGUUUUAAAACCUCUUUUUAACGAAGGUAACUGUACUAUAAAAUGUGAUUUUUGUCUUUACAAGUGUGGAAGAAACACUUUUUUUGACGUAUUUAUAAUAGUUUUAGUAUUAUAAGAAAAGUAGAAUAUAUAAUGGCACAGACAGGAAAAAAACAGGGGAUUAAAUCUUUUUUUUCUAUUUUUUUCAACAAUAUAAAUUGUAAAUUGUCAGAAGUGUUAGUGUGGCGCUUUUGUCUGGUAUUAUAUUAUAGUACUCAUAAAAAAUAGAGGAAGUAAAAAUGAGUUUAGUGGUUGGGGAGCAAAAUUCUUAAAACAUGCUUAUUCAUAGGUUUUGGCAGAACCGGUCAGCUUAUUUUGGCCAGGAGGGUAAAAUUUUUUUUCUUUGCAAGGGAAGGGCUAGUCUGAUUGUGAGGCUAAGUAUAAGUUAAGAAAGACUAGGGCUAGGGCUACUGUAGGGCACAAUUGAAACUAUGGUAGAACGGGAGUAAGGCUACAAUAAUUAUCAAUAGGGGGCCUAUGUCCUAAAUUAAAAACUUAUUUUUGGUUGAUUUUCUUCUAGUAGAGUAAGGUAGGUUAGCCUUAGAUUAUGGUUCUAAUUAUUGAUACUUUGGCUUAUAAUUUUUAAGACAAUUGCUAUUUUUAUCAUAUCAUCUUUAAAGUUUGAGACAUUUGCCCACGAUGUUCCGUAUUUUACAAAAUAUUUCGAUUUCAAAACUUUGAAAUUAUUAAAAAUAGAAUUUUUUGCAAAAUUUUUACAGUUUUUUAAAUUUAAUUUAAUAUUUUGAUUUUUGGAAAAUAUUUUUUUUAUUUUUACCACAUAAAAAAAGUGAAAUACGUCAAUUUACGUAUAACACGCUAUAUUUUUUGUUCACUUUCUAAUUUUAUACUCAUUUACGGACCAAAAAAGUCAAAAUGUAAUUACAUAAGCAGCACAUAAGCAAUAGGAUGGGGGAUUGUAAUGUAAUUUGAGGAAAUUAUUGGGUUUUUUGUACUCUUAUUUUGUUAUUUAGGUAUAUCAUACUUUAGCUAUGAUAAUAUAAUAUUUAUGGCUAAUAGUAUCAAAUUGGUUUUGUUUUUGAAUUUUGGUGGCAAUGAUGUUUAGAGGUGAGAAAGGGAGGGGUAGUUUUAAGGUCUUUUUGCUUGAAUGUGUAAGAUUUUUUUACAAAACAAAAAUGGCAAGAACUUUCUUUACAAAGCAGGAACUGACAAGAACAUUGAUAAAACUUAUCUAUUAUUUAUUAAAAUGACGUUUUUAAUAAUAAUUUUUGCAUUUUCCGCGAAACAUUUUAAUUAAGCCUAAACUUUGCACUUUUGCCUGACUAAGCGGCCAUAUUUUUUAUGAUUCCCUGAGGGCAAAGCAAGUUUUCUAUCCUAUUUUCUCAUUCUCUCAGACAUCUGGAUUUUACAUUCUUGUUUUCGUUUACUUCGGAUUAAUUCCGCUGUAAUUACUUUACAUUAUGUUGUCUUAUGUUAUACUUCAAUGACAAUGAUUAUUUUUAAGCGUCGUGUUUUUUUUAAGGAAGUUAUGACAAAAUAAAGAUAAUUUUAGAUUUUAGUUUAUAAAAUUUGUUUUGUAAAGAAAUGUCUUGCCAUUUUUCUGUUUUGUAAGGAAAGUUUUGUGCCAUUUGUAAUAGACAAAACGAAAUUAUUGGGUUUUGCAGCUUGCGCGUGCCAUUUUAUACAAAAGACAAAAGUGUUUUUUUUUGUUUUUUACUUUUGUGCUUUGUAAAGAAAGUUCUUGCCAUUUUUUGUUUUGUAAAAAAAGUUCUUGCAAUUGCUUUCUUUGUAAAGAAAGUUCUUGCCAUUUUUUGUUUUUUAAAGAAAGUUCUUUUUAUUUUUUGUGUUGCAAAGAAAAUUCUUGCUAUUUUCUGUUUUGUAAAGAAAGUUCUUGCUAUUUUUAGCAUCCGAAUCUAGCUUUAUGCCAUUUUAUAACUCUAUAUCUUUCGAAUUCUACUUUUUCAGCAGUCCGAAAUAAUGUCCGAAAUCGAAGCUCAAAAGAUGGCCUUCCUCGCCGAGUAUCGUCGCAAAGCCUCGAUCAAUGUGCUAACAGCCGCUGGCAGUUCAAUUGACAAAAUAUGGCCUGAACCUGAUCCAGACCCGGAUAUGAGUCAAUAUCAAGCUUCGUUAAGGAUACCUCCACAUCCAACAGUCAAUCUGAAGCGUGGAGAUGUUGUAGCAGUUCAGGUGGAUGAAACAAAUCCGGAUAUGGGUAUUAGUGAUGGAUGUUGGUCAUCUCCUGGCAACUUUUUCGAAGACGAAAGUGAAGAGGAAGAUGACUAUGACAGUGAUUUGGGUGAGAGCGAGUUUGAACGGGAGGUAAGAGGGGUUUUUGAUAGAAGUUAAGGAAAGGGAUUUUUUAAUUGACACAGGUUGGGGAGAGGUGAUUUUUUGGGGAGGGGGUGGGGGAAAUUUUUUGAGAAGGCGAUAAGGGAGGAUUAUUUUUAGCAGUAAAAGAAAGGAGUUGUUUUUGGGAAAGGAUGACGUGAAAGGUGUGGGGAAAGGGAUUUUUGGGAGGGGUAAUUUUUUAACAGGAUGAGAAAGAAGUCUGAAUUGCGUAAGGAGAGGAUCUAAAAGGAAAAAUCAGAUUUUUUUACCCUUGCUCCCAGACCAAAAGUCCCCGCUCAGCCCUGCCCAUACCUCAAAAAAUAUUUUACCUAGGCUCUUAAUAUCACAUAUCACCUAUUCAAUUCUACAUCAAGUAAAAUAAAAUGUACCCCAAGGCCGGGCGCUGGGGGGGGGGAGAAGUGAACCCCCCCCAGAAAAAAAUUUUCGAAAAAAGUUGAACGUGAUCCCCCCCCUGUGGAUUUUUGGAAAAUUUCUUUUUUCGAUCCCCGCCUCCAGAACAAAAGUCCUCGCCCGCCCCUGAUGUACCUGUCCAAAAAAUUUUUUUCUUGGCUUUUUAACAAAACGAAUCUUUUUGUCUACAUAAUAUAUAAAAACUACUUAUUUUCAUACUGUAUUUUUGUUUUUACCACUUUCUGAACUGUUUCUUGGCCCAUAUAACACUGUCUCUAUUGUGUUAAAUAGAAGACAUUGUGGACAAAUUUUAAUUUUUUUUGUUUUUGCGUCUCUUCUGGAGGCAAAAGAACAUAUCAAUACCAGUCGUCCUCUCCCUUAAGAGUAUUGCGCAACAAAACAGAAAAGAGACGGGAAAUAACAUUGGGCAUGGGGAAUGGGGAAAUAAGCGGCAUUCAGCGGGUUUUCGAAACAACAAAACAUUUCAUUGGGUUGGAACACUUAGGAAAUAUGAUUGUUUUGGGGUGGAUUUGAUAAAAAAUUGUAUAUUUCAAAAGAAGGCGGGGGUAUAAUAACGAAUAAUACUUCUAGGGGUAAAUCAAGGUAAAUUACUCUUCGUAUUUCAUUUAACAAGUUUUGGGUGGAAUAAUACGGAGGGUAGAGUAGGGAAAUAAAAGGUCUAUAAUUUACAGAAUGGAGUAGAUUAUGAAGGGUAGGAUUGUGUUUGUUCAUAAAGAUAUGGCAAAAGAAAGCUUUGUGCUUAGGAGAGGGGUAGGGUAAGGAUACAGCAUGAACAAGAGCUUAAGAUAAACCUAGAAUUGAGGCUAAAGCUAGUGCUCGCGGCUAUUCGGACUAGAGCUCUGGGCUUGGGCUCUGGGCUAGGGUUUUGCGCUAGGUCUCUGGGCUAGGGCUAGGGCUAUGGGCUAGGGCUCUGGGCUAGGGCUUAAAAUAAAAUUAGUUUCUGAAUAAUUGAUAUAACUGUGACAUGAAACAUACUAUGCUGUCAUUUGGGUUUAUUUGUUUUUGGGAGUCCAUUCGGAACUGCUAAAACUUUAAUUACACUUUUCGAAUGCUUAAUUCUAUACUAAAGGCUGGAUUAUUGGCUUAAAAGGGGGGUUAAUAUUGUUUCUAACUUUUUUUAAAAUUUUUUUUAAGCUGUAAGUUAAAAAAUAUUAAUCUUCAACCACUUAAACUUUACUUCUUUCAGGCCGCCUCCCUACUAGCCCCAUUUGCACCACGUCGACCACUCUUUCGUUCAUGGUCAUCACCAGCUUGUUUUGAACAACCUCCAUUAAACACAACUGAAAUCCUUGACGACCUCUACAACACUCCACAAGCCCGUCGCUUCUCCAGAAUCAUUGAUGAUGACAGUCUUCGAAUUUACGAAUUAAAUUCAAAUUUUGAUGUUCAAACCAAUUCAUCGAUAAAAAGAAGUCAGAGCUUUGAUUCGGAUUUUUUGAAGGCUUCGAAACGACGAAAUUCUUGGAGCAAACGGCGAAGGACUAGUACUAUUGGGUUCAGUCAUCACGACUUUGAUCCGAUUGAAGAGAGCUUGGAAGUGGAAGGUGAAUAUAGUGGUGUUGGUAGUAGAAUGGAAGGGGAAUUUGGUCCUAAUGGUACACAAAGAGAAGGUGAAUAUGGUCUUAAUGGCACAAGGAUAGAAGGUGAAUAUAGCCCUAAUGGUACUAGGCAAGAAGGCGAAUUUAGUCCUAAUGGUACUAGGCAAGAAGAUGAAUAUAGUCCUAAUGGCACUAGACUAGAAGCUCAAUGUGGUCCUACUGGUACACAAAAUGAAGAUGAAUAUGAACUUCUCAGUACGAAGGAAGAAAGUGAUCUAAAUGGUACAAAAACACAUGGUGAAUAUAAUACUAAUAGUACUGCCAGCCCAGGAUAUAGAAGAAAAGAAUACAGAGAAGGAGAUGAAAGCGAAAAUGAAGGGAAAUAUUAUGAAGAUGAAGAGACUAUGGAGGCUGAUAAGUUGUUGGGUAAGGCUAUAUAUAUUGAAUUGAAAAAAAAUUUUUUUUUUAAAAUUUAAAAAUAAAACAAAUCUUAAAAAACUUGAUUUAAAAAAAAUAUUUAAAAAAAUCAAAAAUUUUGAAAUUUUAAAAAAUUUAGGCUUUACCUAUAAAUUAGCACUGAUUUUUAAGUAAGGUAAUAAAAAACUCAAAAAAAUUGAAAAAUAGACAAACAAUGACCUACGUCAAUAUAUUUAAUACUAUGAUAAUAAAAAUUGGUAAUCUUUCUAAAAAAACACUUAAAAUAUCAGACUUCUGGUUUGUUUCUGAACAAAAGAACGCAAGAGUAAUCUGUUUAGAGUGUAAUGUUAUAAAAAAUUACAUAUUUUAAUUGCCAUGACAACGUCAAAAGAAUACAUUUUUCUAGAUAAAGUUUAGUAGAUGAUAGUUGUUACAGCUUUAUAAGAUAUAAGAUGCUCAGGCAUUUUUUGCUAGAAUUUUAAAUCUUUUAAGGAGCGAAAAGGGAAGGUAGAAUAAGGUAGAGUAAAUGCAAGAAGUAGUUCAGGGUAAGAUAUGUAUGAUGCAAUUUAGAGAAGGUUGGGGUAUGGUAAGACAUAUUAGGGUAAGGUGAGGUAGAACAUAGUGGAGUGGGGCAGCAUAGCAGGGUAGGGUAGAGUAGGGUAGGGUAGGAUAGGGUAGGGUAAAGUUUUAUAAUUUUUUUAUUGUUUUGUUUGUUUCAAAUUUAAAUUUUAGAGCUCCAAGCAGGAAACGACACAGACCACGACAACCCUUCAAUGUCCUCCUCAAUUCAUCAGCAGUUCAAUCUGGAUGAAGAUCGAAUGUCAUUAGAAGAAGAUGACUUUGAAGCAAAUGAAGGUGAAGAAUAUGACGUAGAAGAUAUGGACGAGGAUUUAGAAGACGAAGAAGAAGAUGAUGUUGUAGAGCCGUUGGAUGCUGGAUUGGCUGAGUUUUCGGCUAGAAGAAGGUCACAGUUCUUUAUUGCUAAACAGGGGGUUUUACCGCAGAGUAAGAGCGAUUCACAGUUGAAGAAUCGGAAGUUACGUGGACGAUCGUGGAGUUUUAAUCAGACUUCAAACCCUAAGGUGCUUAAACAUAGCCAUACUUAUCAUGAAGGUACUGUUGAGUACUAUGGUGGGGACGAUGGAGAUGAUCGAGGGUAUUCUGGUCAUGAAGAAUAUUCUGAUGACUAUCCAGGGCUUUCUGAAGCUAGUCAAUGUCACUUAAAAGCCAAGCAACACCCUUCAGGAGAUUCUCAAGACUACAACGAUCGAGAGCGUCAGGUAACAUUACCUGAAGACUUAGUCGAAAGCUUUGCCUUAGAGAAUGAACAACGAUGUAGCUUAGAAGAAUCAGAAGAAGAAGUUGAAGAUAAUGAUGAACUGGUCGAGUCGUAUCAUGUUGGACUUGAUCAACAUGCUGAUAAUGGAACUAACGAUCAUGGUUUUGGCUUGAAUGAUUGCUUGAGAUGUAGUUUGGAAAGGGAAUGCAAGGAUUCUGAAUCUGACGGUGAUGUAGAAGAUAAAAGGGAUUCUGAAGCUUACGAUGAUUUGCCGAAAGGCAAGGAUUCAGAAGUUAAUGAGGAUUUAGAAGAAAACAGAGAUUCUGAAGUAAUCCAUCCGGUCAAAGUUAGUUUAUUAGCUUCUGACAAAGAUUCUGACGUUCAAUCAAAGCCUCUACUACCAUUAAACAAAGAUUCAGAAGUCCAAAACCAUUGUCAACCAAAAAUCACAAAAUCUUCAACUUUUGAUGAUUCAGAAUCUGAAGAAGAGCCAGCAGUGUCAUCUUCUCAACUACUGUCAAAAGGUCUUCGUGGAACUCACAGCUUCUACGACAUUCAAGAACAUGUGGCCAAUGUGACACGCAGUAAAACGGACUACAAUUUAAGUUUGAAUUCAUGUUGUCCAUCACCUUCAAAAGGGUCCUGUCGUCCGUCAACGUCACGUGACAGUCAUUUCACGGAAGAAAGUGGGUCUACUAACAAGCUGGAAGGAGAAGAUAAGACUAAAGAUGUUGGUGAAGGGAGGAUGAGCUUGGAUUUUGAAGAUAUGGAAGAAAGAGAUCAAAAUGAUACAGAAGAUACAGAAGAACAGAAUGAAAAUAAAGAAGAUGAAGUAAAACAUGAAGAACAAAAAGAAAAUGAAAGAGAACAUAAAGAACAUAAAGAAAAUAAAGUAGGACAUAAAAUAUACCAAGAGUCAAAAAAAGAAGAUCAUAUUCGAGACGCAGAGGCCUUCACAGCCUUCAACAGUGGCUUGAACGAUCCUCCAGAAGCCUCGAAUCAAGAAGAAACCAAGGAAAAUCAUCCCCCAGUUCAUUCUCUACAUCCUCAACACUUUCCACUACAAUAUCAAGAUGAAGAUGUUACCAUGCAUACAGUAACCGAACACCCAACAACAUACGAUAAUGUAGACGACACUGACGAAGACUUACCGUUGGAUGUUAUGGAUGAAGUUACUGGAUCUUUGGAAGAACUUGGGGUUAUUGAUCAAGGCUCUACUCGGCUACGGAAACAGAAUUUUAAAAAUUUGAAGACUUCUGGGGAAACGGAUUCAGAAGAAAAUGUGAAUUUAACUACUGUAAACCCUAGGGUUGUUAACCGGCAACGAAAAAGAGAUCUUCUCCUAUCUAACGCUAUUCCAGACCGUGCUGAAAGUCUGCCAAGAAGCUGGAUUCCAGACAAAACCUUGAGUGAUGAAACGGAAAAGACUGGUGACCUAAGGAAAAGACUUGAAUCUGUUGCUUUGACAGCUAUGGCAAAUGCGUUAGAGAGCAUUGAAAGACAGGAGACGACAGAGAAUGGAAGGAUUAAUAAGUAUGUGACUCCAGAAGACGAUGACAGUUUGAGCAGCAUCAAGAAUCCGGCUCCAUUGGUGGCUAAACUAUUGUUUGGGACUUCCAAAGAAGACGUAAGUAAAAUACGUUUGUGAUUUUUUGGUCUUUAGGUAUUACUAAUUACUGUAUUUUAGUCUAGAUUUGUCCUUAUCCUUAGCUUUGGUUAAAGCUUUCGCCUUAGCUCUAGCUCUAGCUUUAGCUACAGCUCUAGCUCUAGCUCUAGCUCUAGUUCUAGAUCUAGCUCUAGUUCUAGUUCUAGUUCUAGUUCUAGUUCUAGCUCUAGCUCUAACUCUAACUCUAUCUCUAGCUUUAGCUCUACCUCUACUUCUAGCAAUAACCCUAGCCUUAAGCAUAGUCUUAACUUUAGUUCUUGCCAUGGAUUAGCCUUUCCUUAUCUCCAACUCUUCAAAAAAUGUCAUAUUACUCAUGAACAGCUACUUAUUUUUUGUUUGAAGUAUGAUACGCCUAUUUUCAAACGUUUGAAAAUGCCAUAACUUGGAUUGACAAGCUCUUCAAGUUGUUUGUGAAGGCGGUUUUUCAGGUUAUUCUUAACUUUCUUUUUGGUUUUUAAGUGCAACUGAAUGGUUAGUGCUUUGGUUUUCUUAUAGUAAUGUACAAUACUAAGACAGUACUUUGGGAAAAAAGGGUGAUGCUUUUUGUCGCAGGCAGUGGGGAAGGCAAAGGGAGAGAAUAUCAUAGUUUUGUAGCUUGUAGGGGUAAGACAGGUAUUAGGUGUCAACAUAAAGAAACCGACACACUUUUUCUGUAAUUUGUGUAAAAAAUGGCGGGUUCUUUAUUUCGGCACUAAAUAAGUAAGCUAGAAUGACGAAGAGUAGGGCAGGGUAGUUUUUUUUAUUUUAACAUAAUAAAACCAUUUUUAUGUCCAAAUAGCCUCAAAUACUAUUACAAAUAACUUAAUCUUUGCUCUCUCAUUUCAGAAAAUUUCAAUUUUAAUAACUUCUGUACCUCAUCCUAGCCGUUGGCAUAGUGACCACAGAGAGGUCUAAUUAAGCCAACAAUGUCGGGGAACAAAAUUAUUUGCAUACAAAUUUUACUUCUGUUUACGACAUUAUUUUAACGUGAAAAGCGGUGUUUUAUUAGUUAAAUUUUUAAAAAAUUUGUUAUUUUUUAUUUUUUGUUGUAAGCGGUUUAGGCGGGUUUCAUUGUGCUAGUUUUGUUAAAUGUUAAGGAUUGGCAGUAAAGUAAAAUGGAGAAUUAAUGAGGGUUUAACUUAAGAUUAGUUUAGAACUGUUCAAACUAACUUUAUAUUGCUAAAAGUUGGUUUAGCGGGUAAAAUUCGAAAAAGUGAUGGUUUAGAGAGUAUGGUAGGCUAUGGUAAGGUAGAGUUGUAGAAUGAGGAACGGACCGAGCCCAAUUUUUUACGUGCAAACGGGCCGGAUUUUGAUUUUCAGGCCCGAUCCGACCUAAAUUUGGGUCAAGGCCGGCUCGUUCCUUAUAUCUAGGUAGGGUAGGGUAAUUUUUUUAUAUCUUUAUGAAUCCUAAAAGCUAAAUGCUACCAUUUACGCCUUUUUUUAAAUAUUAUUCAAAUUUAAUUUUCUUCAAAAUAUGACCAAAUUUCAUUAUGUUACACGACCAGUCUUUGAUGUUCACUCUUUUGGUACGAAUUUUUAAUAUCUCAUCGAAUAGCCAUAUUUUUCGUUUUUAAAACUUAUUUUUAGAAGUUUUUGGGCUUGUUUUAAUUUUUAACAAGGAAAUGUACUCAGCCUGCCCUACUCAGAAUCAGCUCAAAAUUUUUAUCUGAAUCGUUUGUACCACCAAUAGUACCUAUAAAAAGUUUUAUCUCGCGUUUAUACGUUUUAAAACUAAAAUAUUUUAAGUUUCCGUCAAUUGCGCAAGUUUGGCAUUGUGUUUCAAGCAUUUUUUUGGCUUUUCAGUUAAGCUACGCUUACAAAUUGAAAAAUGAAAGUCCAUUUAAAGGUAUUCUACCAGUAUAUCAAAGGAAAAUGCUUAAAAGUCAAAAAUGGCAAAGUUAUUAGCUUGAAACACAAUGCCAAUUUAGCGGGGAAUUCAAAACAUAAUUUUUUGGUCUUGACUUUUUCAAGAUUUUAUAGAAAGCGAGAUUUAGUACUUAGCUGUUGAUCUUAUAUUUACAUGCUCAUUCGACUUAUAAAGCUUGAAGUCAAUCAUAACAAGGCAUGUCGGGCACCUCCCUUGUAAACCUUGCCCAUCUUACCAUAGGCCAAUGUCUGGUCCCAAAUGUGAAACUUUGAAUUUUGGUGUUAAGCUUGAACUUGGGCCGCGGCCUCGGGGGAAAAAUGAAAUUGGGAGAGCAGGAAGCGUAAUUGGAUUUGAAAUGAAUGAAUUCCGUCGUUUUUUCGAAAUAGUUUUGUCCACUAAAAUUCGGUGGUCCAAAUUGUUUUUGUUGGGAGGGACAAAACACGCAUUUCUAACCUUGUUUUUUGGAGGUUGCUAUAUUUGAUAUUAAUUAAAAGGCUGUAGAGUUGAAAAUACAUGAACAUGGAGGCUGUGGGUAAGGUUGGCUGAACAUUGCUAUCUAUUUUUCUAAUCUUAGAUUGAAAUUUUAAAUUUUUACUUUUACUAGUUAACUGAUGUCUACUAUAAUAUAUUGUGUCUUUUCAAAAAAUUUUUUAAAAUUUUUAUACUUUUUUUUUAACUUCAAAAUGCUUUUUAGAAUAGUUAUAAAGAUUUUGAAGGUCUAAAAAAUAUCUUUACAAAACGUGAUCUCGUAAUGUAGUGGUUAUCACAUCUGUCUAACACACAGAAGGCCGGCGGUUCGAGCCCGCCCGAGAUCAAAGUCUUUUUUUGGUCUUUUUGGACUUUAAAACGUAAAGUAAAAGAUAAAAUACGGGGAGUAAAUUUACAAAAUAAGAUUUUUGUUGCUUAAAAUAAAAAAAUACUUUAAAUAUAAAUUUGUUUUUUAUAUUUUAGGUAACAAAAAAUUGCAAAAAAAUUAAAGAAAGCUCAUGAAUUUCUAAUAGCUAUCAAUUUUCAUAAACUUUUAUUCUCCUUUUCUCUUCACAAACUUUCAUUCCACUGUCUUCAUCUUAAUAUUGCCCAAAGUCUUGGUUUUCAGUCUCAAAUUACACUAAAAUUCGUUGCAGAUGUCGGCCUUCUCUGGCGAUUGCACCGACUUUCCGAUGGCCGACGAUGAGACGGCCAUAGUCAACAUUCCAGCCGCGAAGGUGCCGAAGCCUGCACUACGCCGCCGUUCGCCGCCCAUCGCCUCCGAAGACGAGUUGAGUGAUAGUGAGAUUAGCGAAUUGGAGAGGCAAUUGGCGACUGGUGGAGCGGUGGACGUGCCGUUCUCUUCACGACAGAGGGAUUUGGUACACGACUUUGGGACGGGUAGGUUUGGGGGUGGUUGAUCAUUGUUUUAAGGUUUUAAUUAACAAAGAAAUUCCAAAAUUGGUAAUUGAAGUAUGGUAAAGUAGAGUAUGGUACUGUGCAGUACGGUAGGGAAGGGUGAAAUCACAACGCUGGCCUUCACAAAGAAACUUUAAAAGUAUAAUUUUUAAGGAAGGGUAGAUUAAUUUAGUGUAUAGUUGAGUAGGGUAGGGUAAAAAAUGGUAAGACAGGCCAAGGAAAGCGCAGGGUAGUGUAAUGUAAAUUAGAGUAGGGUAUAAUAGGAUAUGGUAUGGCAGGACUAGAAUAGGGUAGGGUAGGGUAGGGUAGGAUAGGGUAGGGUAGGGUAGGGUAGGGUAGGGUAGGGUAGGGUAGGGUAGGGUAGGGUAGGGUAGGGUAGGGUAGGGUUGGGUAGGGUAGGUAGUUUGAAAGGCUAAAACAAGGCAAAGCAUAGCCGUGAUCUCGUGGUGUAGUGGUUAUCACAUCUGUCUAACACACAGAAGGCCGGCGGUUCGAGCCCGCCCGAGAUCAAAAACUUUUUUAGUUUUUUGGGCAUUAAAACGUCAAUUAAAAGACAAAAAACGUAAAAUAAAUUUCAAAAUGACGGUUUUUGUUACCUAAAAUAUAAAAAAGUUUAGUUUUUUUUAUGUAUUUAGCUUACUUAAAAUUAAGUUUAUCAACUAUUUUUUGAUCUUUCAUGUAUGUAAAAGGCUGAAAAUGAACUUUUUUAAAAAUAUUUAGUUUUUUUGGAUAAUUAGAGGAACAAAAAUGAAAUAUUUAACAUUUUUUUUCUAAAAAACAUGACAUUGUAUUAAAAACCAGAUUUUAUGUGCCAUUUUUAUUAAAUUAUUUAUGUCUCACGUCCAAUCCAAAGCCAAAAUUUUUAUUUUUUCUUUUUGAUGUUUCCAAAUUUCCGCUUAAAAUUCGUAAAAACGUUGUUAACAUCGCGUAACUCGACUAAAACUGUUUUUAUGGAAUUCAAAAUCAAAUUUAUUUCAAUUUGUGGGCCUUUAAAAAGCAGUUUGCUCAAACAUUUUUUCUAAACGAGCCAAAACGGGAAUGGUUUUUCGGGCCAACUAUGUAUUACCCCGCCGAGGAUUGAGUGCGAAUUGCCUUGGGGGGAAUCUGAAGUUGUCUACAACUUCAUCUCUAAAAGAUUUGGAAACAUUUCUAUUGCUUUUGGGGGGUUUGCGUGCUUUUUGAUACAAAAAAGUUUUGGUUAAAGGUUAGAGGAGAGGUUAGAGUGACGUUUGGCUCUACCCCUGCCUAGUCCUACCCUUGCACUAACCUUAGCCUUAGCCUUGCUUUAGCCUUGUUUUGUGCUUGUCCUAGCAUUAUCUAUGCCUUGUUCUAGCCUUUCUGUAGCUUUGCCUUAGACUUGACUUACGCUUGCCCUGACUUUAUUCUAGCCUAGCAUUGUCCUAGCCCAGCCCUACUUUUUUCUGUUUUUUUUAGUCUAAGCAAUAGCCUUGCCUUCACCUUGCGUUAGUCCUGAUGCAUGUAUUUCCUUAGCACCAGCUCGUCUUUGAUUUGCCGUACCUUUAUUUCUAUAAACCACUUUUUGCAUUUACCCUGCCCUAAUUUCCAAAAAAAAAGUUUUUUCUUUUCAAAACUUUUCCGAGCUUCGCAUUCCUUUUGGCAUUCUUUCAUUUAGCCAAAAGUGGACGUCGGAGUUAAGUGAGGAAGGGGAUAAAAGGCCGGGGUGGUUUAAAAGUUGUCUUGGUCUUUUGUUCGGCUUUAAACUUGAAUAUGACAAGCAUGCAGGGCCGCAAAAUUCAAAAAGGAUUUUAGUUUUUUGCGGAAUUUUCAAGUUUUUUGACGUUUUUUAAAUUGCCUAAGGGUUUUUAACGUUUUUUAAAUUGCCUAGCGUUUUUAGGGGUAAGGUAAAUUAGGGUAGGGUAGUUAGCGAUAUUUCAGGUCUUGGUGGUUUUUUGGGAUAAGAGGCUUACUGUAACAAAAAAAAUUUUUUUUGAAAUUUUGAAGUUUUAGCUAAAAAAAAUUUUUUUUGUGUUGAAAAAGGUCUUGGAAACAAAGUUUUUGCUUCUCAAAACAUAAUUUUGCAAAAGAAUUUCUCACGCUCUUCCAACCUCUUGGCUAUGGCAUAUUAUGAUACUAUUUUCAUUAUUUUCCUUAGUAUCAUACUAUGCCCUAGCCGACUGCUAUAUUAGCCCUAGUAGUAAUAGUAUCAUAACCGAAAUGUACGUCAUAUUGACGUAGUAACCUCUCUCUCCCAAUGUUUUUUCUGAGUAAAUGUGGAUAAAUAAUUAAGCUCUUCUCUUAUUUUCUCACGAUGCAUAUGUAAUGUAAAGGGUUGUGUAGCAUGCUUUUACUCUGCCAAAACAAACGGAUUAUGUUAAUACUGGCUGGCGGGUUAAGUUGUUGAGUUAUCGGUAGGAAGGUUGGGUUUGAAAGGGUUUAAUUUACAGUGUAUUGGGUUUAAAAGAGGAGGAGGAUGGGGUGAGGGUAGGGUAGGGUAAGGUAGGAGGGUGUAGGGUAGAGUAGGGUAGGGUAGGGUAAGGUAGGAGGGUGUAGGGUAGAGUAGGGUAGGGUUGGGAGGGUGUUUUUUUUGGGAAAGGGGAUGGUUUUCUAUGUUUCAAUGUUUUUUAGACAGCAAAAAAUUAAAAAAAAAAUUUUUUUUUACCAUUUUCCCAUUUUUCUAAAAAUUACUCCGCCCGCAAUUUUUUCUUAAUCUCCCCCCCCACCACUUCAUUUUUUCCUCAUAGCCCUAGUAUCAGCUUUGAUCUUUCACUCUGUUCAUCACCUCCCCUGGCUCUAGCUCUGGCCUAAACCCUAGCCCUAGCUUUAGAUUUUGCCUUAACCCGCUCAUGACUCAAAAUUUUUUAAUGGCUAUUUUGGAUGUUGUCUUACAAAAGAAAACACUUUUUAAACUAGUUUUGUGUAAGAAUUAGUUUCUUACUCUUGAAUUUAUAACAUACAAAUUAAAAACGACCUUCAUAUAUAUCUGUCUUCGCCGUUUGUUUACUUACCUGUCCGCUCCUCCAAUCCCUGAUCGAGUUCCCACGGUGUGUGGUCAGGGCUGCGGGUGGUCAUUCAAAUAGACUAACUUUUUAAGGUUUUUUCUUGAAAGUAAUAGGUAGGAUCAAGAAUAAAGUAUAGGAACUGCUGGGUGGGUGAUUUUGGUCUAGAGGGGGAGAUACAGACAAAAAUUUUUUUUUUGAAAAGUACAAGCUCUUCAGUGCAAGUCCGACUAGUUUAGUCUGGGGCAAGAGAUUGUUUUCUAAGAGCAAGGGGGGGGGAUCAAAAAAGCUUUCGUAAGUCAAAAUGGUGAAGGUACGAUCAACUUUUUUCAAAAAAAAUUUUUUUUGUAUUUAAAUUCUUCUCUACCUUUUCGUUUGAAAAACAAUUCUUUGUGGUGAUUGAUCUCUCUCUCCCUUUGCAACAAGUUUCAAUCAAAAGAUCAUACACUGCGGGUGGCAAUGAAAUUACUCUGCAAAGCUCUGCGGUUUUCGAUCGGGUUUUGUAUUGCGCGAGAGGAAAUUUUUUCUGUAUUGAGAGGAAGAGGCGGGUCAAGAGAGGUCAAAGAGGGUUGUCAUACAAUGAUACGAUGAGUUACGGGUAGAUGAAAUUUGGCUUACUAGGCCGAGGGCUAGCCGAGUCGAAAAAAAUGUAAGAAGGGUGGGCCUCAAAAAAUGAGACCGGGCAGGUUAUUUUAGUUUAGAGGUAAGGAGAGGGGAAGUUUUUUUGAAAAAAUAAUGAAUAAAGGGGCACGGUAGCUAAUCACGUUCAAUUUUUUUACAAAAUUUUUUUUUGAUGGUGCAUAUGGAGGGAAGGGUAAAACUGGUGGGGUAGUUUUUUUAGUUUUUUUUAGAAUUUGUUAUUAAUUUUUUUUAACGGGUAGGGCAAGUUAGGGUAAGGUAUAACAGGAUAGGUUAGGGUAGGGUAUACCAAAAUAGGGUAGGGCAAAUUUUACUAAUCAUCCUCUUAUUUUUUUUUAAAUCUACGGGGGGGACCAAGUUUAACUUUUUGAACAAAAAAUUUUAAGUUGGGCGGGGUAGAUUUUGUAAAUUUUUGAAAAUUAAGCUCUAAAGACUAAUAUUUGCUAAAUUUUGACUCAGCAUGGAAUUUCUCUUUAAAAAAAGCUUUGAAAAAGCUAUUUUAAAGCCCUACAACUACCUAUUUUCUUAACAAUAGCCCAACGGAUUUAUUAUUUGUUUUGGGCGGUGGAAAAAUGUUUAUUGUGGCUUUUACGGUCAGGUAACCGAAGUGGAAAAACGCCCCGAAAUUAGGGGAUAUUGGUGUGAGAUUUUUGUUUUUGAACACCGCCAUUCUUAUGUCUUUUCGACACCGUUAUUACUCUUUAAGAAGCGUGUAUUUCAAGCGAUAUACUUUAGUUUAUUUUGGUGUAUCAGAGGUACUAAAUUGUUUUAAAGGUAGUGACAGGGCAGGGCUGGGUAGAACUGUUUUUGAAGUUUCAGAUAAGGCAUGGAAUAAAGGAUAGAAAAGAUAAACAUGGCGAGGCAAGGCAGGGCAGGGUAGGACAGGUUCAGGAGAGGGCAAGGUAAGGUAGGAAAAGACUAGAAGAGAGCAGGGUAGGGUAUGUUAGGGCAGGGCAGGGUUACGUAAAGUCGUUCAGCGUACAGUACGGUAAGAUAGAGUAGGUUAAGGUAGGGCAAGGCAAGGCAAGGCAAGGCAGUAGAGCUACUGUACAGUAUCUACCUCUUAUAUUACUAUAACAUUUGACUCAAAUUUAACGUUUCAACACCAAUAUAUUACCUAAUAUUAACCUUCUUAAUGUUUCAGACAGCGAAGACGAGGACAACAUGCCGUCGACGGCAUGUCAGUCCGAGCUGAGCGCUCAUCACUUGUACGCAAUGGCCGGUUCUUCAUCCCUACCGUCAUUCGCCUUCACUGCUGACGUAUUUGAGACAUUGGCCGAGGAGAUGGUUAAGGAUCAACGUGACCAACUAGAGGAAACUGCACAGUGGCUACGGAAGAGCAAAACACAAUGUUUCGAGAAUGAUCAGGUAAGGGAGGGUAUUUUUAUUUAAGUUUUAAAAAAAUUUUAAAAUGGUUAUUUCCAUUUCUUACUGUUGUAUUAUCAUAUUCUGAGUAAAAAGUAAAAAUAAGCGCUUUUAAGCCAUGUUCCUCGGUAGUAUAGUGGUAAGUGUCCGCGCCUGUCACGUACUAGACCCGGGUUCGAUUCCGGCCGGGGAGGUCAGCUUUUUUGGUCGUUUUUUCUGUUUUUCGGGAUUCUUGCCAUAAAAAGUCAUUUUAAAAAAAUUUAUUUUUUAUUUUUGAGUACAGCUUUUGAUAUUUCCUUAUCAAAAAAUUGGAAAAAAUUCGUUUUUUGCUUGAUUUAUCGAUAAUUGUCCCUCUUUUCACUGAAAUAGCCCUAUUUCAGACCAAAAAUCUUAUUUUUUUGAUUAUUUCUAAUACUUUUUCAUAACUUUAAAAAAACUUUUAAUUUAUUCUGCAAAAUUAAUCCCUUUGCCCAUUAGAGGAGGGGAAAGUCGAAAAGGGAGAAAAUUGAAGUAAGGGCCGGCCGAAGACGGGUAUUACGACUGUUCCGAAGGCUUGUUUUAAGUGGUUUCGGGAUAUUACUCGGCUUCUUUCUGGCCUUUGGGCGUGUGUUUUGUACGGACAUGACAUUGUGGUUGUUUUGAGGCAUAGCCAGGCUUGGACACAGGGCAGGGCAUUGGCAAAUUUCCAUGCCAUGCCCUGUGCCCUGCAAUGCCCUGCCCUGUACAGGGCAUUCGACUUUCAUGCUCUACCAUGCCCUUGCCCUGCAGGGCAUCAGGGCAUUUACAGGGUAUUUACAGGGCAUUUGGUUAUAUUUCGGAGGACGCCUCCGCCGAGUAGUUGAUAAUCGGCGGACGCCAUAACUUGGUUAGUUUAGCAGCUAGAAACAUGUAGUUAAGUGUAGAAGUUGUUAUCUGUUAUAAUCUACACGUUAAGGCAGUAAUUUAUGUGUUUGAAAGCAAUAUUUUUAUCGACCGGUCGAUAAUUAACAAUUAUUUAAUUUGUACAAAAAACAACGUUUUUUACUAAGAAUUGUACCUAACGUAAUUUCUGUACGAUUUAGAACAAAAGAGCGAUAAGAAUAUAUAUAAAAUUUGCAAUUAAAAUAUACUAAAAAUUAUCAACCGGUCGAUAACAAUACUACUUUUAAAAUCUUAAAACUAUGCUCUUAUCUGUAGCCUAUGACAUAUUAUAACUUCUGAAUUUAACUACAUAUUUAUAGCUACGAAACUAAAUAAGUUAUGGCGUCCGCUGAUUAUCGACCGCUCGGCGGAGGCGUCCGCUAAAACUUACCAUGGCACAAACAGGGCAUUUGCAGGGUAAUGCAGGGCAUAUGCUAUGCCCUGCUAUGUUCCAAGCUAUACCAUGCCCUGUAAAAAAUUUUAAAACAUGCCCUAUACCAUGCCCUACCAUGCCCUGUAACAGGGCAUGGUACAGGGCACCCUGCCCUGCGUCUAAGCCUGGGCAUAGCGGGUGUUAUUUUAGUAAAAUACGAGUUAAAUAACUUACUUUUGUUUUCAUGUUUUAAAAUUUUUUUUUGAAAUAAGCUUGAUAUCUGAAAAAGUAUUUUAUGGAAAUAUAUAUGGAAAGCCAGUUUUGUUUAGUGUAAUAUAAUAAAAACUUUCAGCCACCCUCCGGGUUGAAUUUAAACUUUGGCUCAAGAAGGCGGAUAUUACCCAUGAGGCCUGAUGAUAUCCCAGCAGCUCAAGGUAAGAACUAUUUCAAAUUUUGGUUUAUACUAAAAGGGUUUUUGAAUCAAACUCGUAUUUUACAUUAAAUUGUACUUUUUCAAAAAAAAUAUUAUUCUUAUAUACAGUGGAACUCCUCUAUAACGAAUCGCUCGGGGACUUGAAAUUUGUUCGUUAUAAAGGAGUUUCGUUAUACAGGAGUUUUAAAUGCACUGUGUAGUGUUGGCCGGGGAUUUAAAAGUUGUUUGUUAUACGGGAGUUUUGUUAUAGAGGAGUUCGUUAUACAGGAGUUCCACUGUAGUAAGAUUACUAUAGCUCUCGUACUAUAUAGCACGGUAACUCUAGACCUCGUGUAUGUAGCACGGUUACUCCAGUUUUUGUAAUCCAAAGCGCAAUUACUACAGAACUCGUACUAUAUAGCACAGUACUUUAGUUCUCGUACUAAAUAGCACAGUUUUCUCUAAUGACAUGACAUCAUGCAUUUGUUUGUCUGAAAUAAAACUUAAAACUUCUGUAUCAAGAUGAAAGUUGUAUUUAGCUUGGUAUUGGGGGAAAAUAUUUUUCAGUCCAAAAACAAUAAAAUGCCGCAGGGCGAGUUUUUGAGCGAAGCCAUAUUUAUAAACGACGGCUUCGUAUAGCUGACGGUAUUAUAUUACUCACAAUUGAAUUAUUAGCCAUUUUUUCAUUUUUAUAAAAGAAAUAUGUUGAUAAUGGCGUAAAAAUUGUUCUUGGCAAGGUUUUUUUGGCAGUUUUUGCAUGGCGAAGUUAGAGUUGGGGCUAUUCUUUUUUUAAGAGUUGUGAAUGGGAAAGUAAAAAAAAAUUUUAUUGAUUUUAAUUUUUUUUGUUUUAAAAAAUGUUAGGGUAGAGUAGGACAUGGUAGGGUAAAAUAGGAUAAGGUAGAAAAGCUUAGGGUAGAGUAGGACAUGGUAGAAUAGGGUAAGGUAGGGAAGGGUAACGUAUGGUACCAUAUAUUUACUUUUCAAGCUAAAAUUUACACCCGACUUGUUUUUCAGUUUGCUCAGUCCCGGUCCGAUCAAAAAAUUCUUAAUUUUAGGCCUAGUCUAGAACGUUUUAAAAAAUUUUUGCGUUGAGGAUUACUUUUUUUUAUUUUUUUUGUUUAAAAACCCGCCCUAGUCUGGCUUGAUUUUUUUGUUUCAAUAACUCAAUUUAUACGUAGGGUAUAAAGUUUUCUUUUAUUAUUGGGCAAACUUGCACUCUCUGUUUGGCUGUUUCUUUUACAUUUCCUGUUUGUGUUUUCUUUUUCUUUCAAAAUAACAUAAAUUUUAAAAAACGUUGGUGUAAAAAAAUGUAACUUUAUUCUGUCUUUCUGUUUUAAAGUUUGGAAUCAAUACUUUUUUAUUAGAAGGUUCCUCUUCUUUUGGCCUAGUAGGGAAAAGGGGUGAUUUUUUUAAGUUUGCAGAAGUAUGGCUAGGCUUAUAGCUAGAGUGAUGAGGUGAGGGAUGGAGCUUUACGGCAGGCUUAAAGUUCCGGGCUAUUGCUUUGGGCUAGGGUUAGGGCUUUCGGCUAGAGAUCUGGGCUUGGGCUCUGGGAUAAAGUUAAAGCUAGUCUAUUUUUUGGCUAUUGAUGGGGGAACGUUAUCUCUAUUCCUCUCUCCUCCCCCCCCCCUUUUUUUUCUCAAAUUCUUCCCCGAACAUGCCCUUUUCCGUCUUCAUCAUGCUGUUGGAGAAUAAAUUCUGGGGGCCGAUUGCGCAGUGUUUUUGCCGAGAAGCCCCUAAGGCAAUGUGUGCUUUCAGACGGCCGAAGAAGCCAGUUUUCCGGUUUCUUCAUUUGCCUUUAGUGACAUUAUUGGCGAGGGAAAGGCCACAAAAAGCCAUCCCGAGGCAGGGGAGGGGGGAUAAUGUACUUCCAAGGUCAUACGAUUGUACUAUGCAGCGUUGACAGGGUUUGUACUUGGUAUUGGAGGGGAAGAUGGCAGCGUUUCUGGGUAGAGUAUUCUCUUUUAUAUGUAUGAAGGAAGGUUUUUUUGGUGUAGGGUAGUUUUAUAUUAACAAAGAAUUUUUAGUGUAUUACUUUUUAGAUUGAGAUAGUGCAGGGUAUAGUAAAUUCAAGAAGAGCAUGAUAAGGUACCGCGUGAUUGCGUAAGAGUAGGUUAGGGUAGUGUACGGUAUUUUUAUAUUGAUCAAUGUUUUUUCGAGAAGGCUCUUUUAAAUCAAAGUAGGGGUCUUUGGCAAGGUAGUUGCAAUUUUUUAUAUUGGUAAGGGAGGAGGGGUUGUUUUAAGAUUUUUAAAAAUAUUAUAGGGUUUUUUCUAUUGGCUUAUAAAGGUAACGUAGAGUAAAUGAAAAAAGGAUAUGCCUAGAAUAGUGUAGGGUAGAAUUGUAUAGUAUACUAUGGAAUUAGAACAUGCUAGGCUAGAGCAGAGUAGAGUAAGGCAAGACUUUUUUGGUGCAGUUAAGGGUGGUGUUCUAUUAGGGUAGGGUAGACUUGGAGCAUGCUAGUCUAGAGCAAUGUCAAGCAGUACCCUAACUUUAAAUCAGAUUUUUUAAAAUUUUUAAUAAAAUAUUUUGGUAAGUAAUGACGUUUUAUAUACUAUAUGAUCAUGCGUUGCCACAACAUACAAAAAACGCAAUAUUUGUGGCCAAAUUAGGCCAAUUCUGCGUUGAACAGUCCAAUCUAUUCUCUUUCCAGUCUUCUGUUAUGUCGUUUCUGAGAUGGCGGCCUUACAAGUGGUCUAAUAGUAAUAUAAGAAUGGGGAUAGUAUAGUUUAUGUUGAUCUAACAUGAAUUGUACUUGUCUUAUAUAUUAAUACCAAAAAACAUUUUUUUAAAGCUUUUUUAAAAUUGAAAAAAAUUAGGGUGGACAGGGUAAGGUAGGGUAAAAUAUGAUGCGAUAAGGCAAGGUUAAGGCUACAAUAAGGCAGAGAGGAGUAGAGUAAAGCAGAAUAUUGUAGUUUUCUGCAGAAUAGAGUGAGAUAGGGUAGCGUAAAGCAGGAUAAAAUGGUUUAGGGCAAUAUAGAGCAAGAUAGGGUAGGGUAGGGAAAAUUUGUUAAUAUUUUUUCCAUUUUCCUAUACCUUCUCUAUGAUAACCUCAUGCAUUAUUCAAUGCCAAAAGCAUCAUUCUAUGACGAAAUUGUCUCUAAAUUGUCAUAGGAUGACAACAUUUUAGCCAAAAAAGUUUUCCUUCAAAGCCUUCUGGAAUGGGUUUUGUUUAUUUGAGAAGCGCUCUGUGGAGUCGUUUUUCAUCUCUCCCUUCCGGCAAUUUUAAUCUUCUAAAAAAUGUAAUGUAAAAAGCCGAGCUUGGGCACGAGGUUUGCAAAUUUAUUGGUUUUGUACAUUUUUUUGGAAGAUGGGGUAUGGGUGUUUAAUUAAAUGUUGAAAAUAUAAAUUGGGGAGGGGGUUGGUUAAAGCAAGGCUGAAUAGGGUAGCGAAGGUUAGGGUAGUGUAAGGUAGUGUAGCGUAGGGUUGAUUAGGGAAGGGUAGGAUAGGGUAGCGAAGGGUAGGGUAGUGUAAGGUAGAAUAGCGUAGGGUAGCGAAGAGUAGCGAAGGGUAGGGUAGUGUAAGGUAGAAUAGCGUAGGGUACGUCUGGAUAAAGCAAGGCUGAAUAGGGUAGCGAAGAGCAGCGAAAAGUAGGGUAGUAUAAGGCAGGGCAGCCUAGGAUAGGUUAGGGUAAAAUACGACAUAAUAGGGCUGGGCAGAGUAAGGCUGAAAAAUUAAUUUUGGGGUCAAAUGAAAAAAAUUUUUAAGGGUAGGGAGGGGGGGGAGGAUUUUUUUUGGGUGGGGAAGGGUGUGAUAAGUUAAAAACAUGUAAAAAAUGUUUUUUGAGGUUUAGCGAAUUUUUUUUAAUUAUUAAAAAACUUUUUUUGAGUUGCGUAAGCAAAAAGUCUUGCCGUUUUUUACUGUGCAAACAUUCGCCAUUUAACGACAAGACUUUUUUAUGCUUUACACUGUGUACGCCAAUAUAUACCCAAAUGCUUUGUAAAUACUCUGUAAAUGACCAGAGUUUUGCCUUUUGGGUCCGGUCCGUGCGGUCUGGAUUUUUGAAUUUAUUUUUCCCGCCAAACUCAUAUCUCGAAAAAUAUUAUAGAUAUCAAAAAACUAACAGCAUCUAGAAGGGUAAGCACCAUUCCAAAUAGGGGGUAGAAAAAGUUUCAGACCGAUCCGACCGGUAGAAAAAAAGCGCGGGAAAACAAAAUUCAAAUUCCGGACUCCCGCAUUGGGUCCGGUCCGGUACGAGAAGAACUCUGGCCCUGAUGCCCUGCAGGACAAGGGCAUUGUAGGGCAAGGCAUGAAAGUCAAAUGCCCUGUACGGGGCAGGGCACAGGGAAUGGCAUGAAAAUUUGCCAAUGCCCUGUGUCUAAGCAUUUUUAAACAUCAUACGAUUUUAUAUUAUGUAGCAGACCUUUUAUGCAUAUAGCUAACACUUUAUCUUUUGAAGGCAUCUUCUACCAAAAAAAAUAUCUUUGACAUAUUUCAUCGUAUUUGCAUACUUUUUUUUUGAAGAUUGGUCUUUCUAUAUACAUUCUUCUUGUUUUUAUAGAAAAUUAAAGCGAAAUUUGUAUUCUUUACUUCAAUUUUGUUAUUAUUGUAGUUUUUGAAGGCAAUUUUUGAAAUGACGAUCUAAAUUUCACUAGCCUUGACGUCAAACUGUUGUUAUGUUCAACGACAGCCGGCUAAUGGCUUUUCUAUUGGAUUGUUUAGCAAAUUCUGCCUUCUCUCUCAAAACAAGGUCUUGGUGCUAGGGGGCACACGACUUUUUGGACAUUUUAAUAUUUUAUUCACUUUUUUUUAUAUUUAAAUAUCAAUUUUUAAUCCUUUUAUAAAUCUAUUGAUCACUUUUCUAAAAGUUAUAUCAUUUUCAGUCCAUCCCACCCCCUCUCAGCCGCUGGUCCGUGCCUUUACUCACGAGCAACAUCAGCAACUUCGUCAAGUUAUUCAACAAGACAACCCUAACGAUAAUAUUGUCCUAGCCACGCCGAAUUCAGUCGAAAACGCUAAGCGGAUUCACUCGACAACAGUUGUCCAGUGCUCGCCCCAACCUUCGGUGCAUGUGCCGCGAAGGUUGCCGACUUUGCCCGUAGACAACUAUAAUAUGUAUGGGAAUCCACAGCCGGGCUCGUCUAGCAACGUUCCGACUGGUAAGUGCUGAAGCUUAAGCACUAGUCCUAUUCCUGAUCCUAGUCUAGAUUUAGUCUAGAUCCGUAGUCCAGAGCGCUAGGUUAGAGUUCGCCCUAGCCCAGAGCCGUAGCCCAGAGCCCUAACCCAGGGCCCUAGCUCAGAAGCCUAGCGUAGCUCAGAAGCCUAGCCCAGAGCCCUAGCCCAGAGCCUUAGCCCACAGUCCUAGUUUUAGCGCUAGCAUAGAGACUUAGAACUAGUCCUAGUGCUAGUUUUAACCCAGAGCCCUAAUCCACUCCCCUACUCCUUUGCUAGCCUACGUUAACAUAAACAUAUCACAUUUAUGUUUAAUUUUCCUUUUCAGUUCCCAAGUACAUUCCCCGUCCCCACCUAACAAAUCAAGUCGUGCCUCGAGGCACCAUGGCUUCCCAAGCCGGUCACCGACAUGAGUAUCAACUUAGCUACGGUAUCGACCAGUCGUUAGUCCGAUCCACGACCAACUAUGGCUUAGAAGACAGCUAUUAUGAAGACGGUAUUAACGGUAAUACCACAAUAUUCGAUCAGAAACAUGGCUACAACGCCGAAGACUCAUCGGGUAUCUCAUCCUUCACAUCCGACCCCAACCCCUCGGGCGGUCCUACUCACCGUGCUCAAUUCACGUUCGUCCCACGGCACGACGAUGAAGUAUUGAUGGAGGUGGGGGAUGCGUUAAGGGUGGAUCGGGAAUACGAGGACCAUUGGUGCUAUGGUACGAAUUUGAGAACAGGCCAGACUGGACUGUUCCCGGCUGCUCAUGUUUGCGAGAUUGAUCUGAUUGAAGAGAUCAGUAAUAGUGUUCUUAAUACUGGUGGUCCAGGUGAGUCAAUCUUAUAUUGUGGUAUAAUAAAGCCAAGUGGUUGUAGAGAGAAAGUAAGCCAAGGGUAGGCAAAAAAAAGAAAUGGUAAGGCAAGAGUACGGCACGGGUAGGGCAAAGAUAGGGCAAGGAUAGGGCAAGGGUAGAACUAGGAUUGAGCACAGAUAGGGUAUGGUAGGGCAAGAGUAAGGCAAAAGUGGGGCAAGGGUAGAGCAAGGAUAGGGCAAGGGUAUGGUAUUGUAGGAUAAGGUAGGGUAGGGUAGGGUAGAGUAGGGUAGGGUAAUUUGAAUUUUAGGUAACAAAACUUCAAAAAAAAUUUUUUUAAAAAUAUUUUGCAUGCUUUUAAAAAUGGCACGUUAGAAAAUAUAAUACAGCGGAAAAGAAAGUUUUGUCGUUUUUUUCUUUUAAAAGACUUGUAACUUGACGACAAGACUUUUCUAGUGUUUUACCACACAAAAAAAUGACAAAAAAUUAAAGAAAAUAAAAAAAAAUAUUUUUUAAUCUUCCAAUUUCAGAAAAAACCCCCUGCUCAUCAGAGCGAGACACAUUUUACCUUACUAUGUUGGCUUCAGUAGAAGUAGCACAUCAUAAAGGUAAUGAUGUGUUGGUCCAGGCCAUCAACAAAGUCUGUGAAAUGUAUCAGAGAAAAGAAGAAAUACUGGUGCCUCAAACCGUGCUAAUGGAAGUGUCAUUCCGUGGAAUUCAUAUUAUCGACAAAAGGAAAAAAGAUGUGGGUUUAAGUUUUUAAAACAAUUUUAAUUUAAGAUUAUCAUACCAUACUAAACCGUACCAUACUAAUGUUUUUGGCCUUUACCUGAUUUUUAAAACAGUUGUUUUUUGAUAAAUGGCAAGAACUUUCUUUACAAAACAAAAAAUGAAAAAAAAUUUUUAUAUUUUCCCUCCCCCCCUUAUUUAUUUAAUUUUAGGGUGUGCUAGUCUGAUACUUUUUAAAACAUUAUAAUUUUUUUAAAUUUUUGUUUUUAAAAAUAAAAAAAACUUAUUUCAAAAUUUUCAGAUCUUCCGCUGCCCAACCUUUGACUACUUUUAUUCGCUGCAAAACAUAUCGUUUUGUGGUGCUCAUCCCACGCAACUACGGUACUUUGGGUUCCUGACCAAACAUCCGCUACUGCCUCGCUUCGCAUGUCAUGUGUUUUUGUCACAAUCUUCAACUCAACCUAUCGUUGAGUCCAUUGGGUAGGUUUAUUGAACACCAUGCACGACAAUUUUUGAAAAACGUUCAUAAUUUUACCUUACCCUGCUCUAUCGUAUCCUACUUUACGAUACCUUAACUUACCCUACUCUACUCUGCCCUAUCCUGCCUUGCCUUGCCUUGCCUUGCCCUGCCUUGCCUUGCCUUGCCUUGCCUUGCCUUGCCUUGCCUUGCCUUGCCUUGCCUUGCCUUGCCUUGCCUUGCCUUGCCUUGCCUUGCCUUGCCUUGCCUUGCAUUGCCUUGCCUUGCCUCGCCUUGCCUUACCCUGCCUUUGCUCUGCCUUUGCCCUGCCUUUGCCCUGCCCUGCCCUGCCCUUCUUUCCUCUAUCUUACACUCACUUUAGCCUACCUUACCUGAUUUUAUCUUACCUUGUUCUAUCCUACUCUAACAUAUUCUACUCUACUCUACCUUGCUCUAACUAACCCUGUCUUACCGGCCUUUAAUAUUUGAAAAUCUAUACGAAAACGUUUUCAGACGUGCCUUCAAACGUUCCUACGACGAGUACAUGGCAUUCGCCCAUCCCACCGAAGACAUUUAUAUCGAAUGA
Messenger RNA from Bursaphelenchus okinawaensis, 26509 nucleotides. Lineage: Eukaryota; Metazoa; Nematoda; Chromadorea; Rhabditida; Aphelenchoididae. The record is from the annotation of a GenBank genome assembly.